This is a messenger RNA of Fusarium poae, 705 nucleotides long. RefSeq lists its product as uncharacterized. NCBI's taxonomy places the organism in Eukaryota, Fungi, Ascomycota, Sordariomycetes, Hypocreales, Nectriaceae. The record is from RefSeq and is a predicted model, not a curated record. Bases 1 to 705 code for a protein of 234 amino acids. The transcript has 2 exons.
AUGGCUACCCUUUCUCCCAAUCACUGUGCGCGAAUUUCCAAGUCGCCCGUGACGGUGGAGGAGAUGCAUGAUCUUGGAAUCAUCCCACGUGACGGCCCUGUGUCGUUCGCAAGCACGAAGCAGAUUCGCGAUCGGUUGUCGCUGUACUGGGGAGAUGUCACCACCGUCGAUGGGAUUUCCGCAGUCGUCAAUGCUGCCCACUCGAGUCUCGCGCAAGGCUCUGGUAUUUGCGCAGCGAUCUUCGAUAAAGCAGGUUCAACCGCCUUGCGUAACGAGUUGCGGAGGUUCAACGUCCCAGUCGACGCAGGCACUGCGGUAACUACGUCGGGCCACAGGCUCAAGGCCAACCAUAUCAUUCACGCCGUUGGUCCCGAUUUCCGUAUCCCUUCAAUCGAACUGUCCCAGCACUACGUUGCACUUUUUAAUUGCUAUACCAACAUUCUCGAGGAAUGCUAUGAGCACGAGAUAACAUCCGUGGCUAUACCCCCGAUCAGCAUUGGCAUUUUUAAAGGCGACAAGGACAAGUGUGCUGACACUGCGGUGAGGGCAGUGGUUCGGUUCUUGCUGCGGGAGGAGAACCGAGACCUCGAUAUCUCCGUCCGUUUUGUUGUCUGGGAACCCAAAUCACCCAGAGACAUCAGCACUCAGCAGCGUCUUUUACAACCAUACUUAAAUGCUUUCGGUACUUAUACCCCACGGCUGUAG